This is a messenger RNA of Penicillium roqueforti, 1416 nucleotides long. RefSeq names its product NAD-dependent succinate-semialdehyde dehydrogenase. Gene Ontology annotation, molecular function: succinate-semialdehyde dehydrogenase (NAD+) activity; aldehyde dehydrogenase [NAD(P)+] activity. The transcript has a single exon. Lineage: Eukaryota; Fungi; Ascomycota; Eurotiomycetes; Eurotiales; Aspergillaceae. The record is from RefSeq and is a predicted model, not a curated record. The coding region runs from base 1 to 1416 and encodes 471 amino acids.
AUGUCCAAGCCAGCCCAUUACAAAUCCAUCAACCCGGCAACCGGUGAACUGUUCCAAUCGUAUAAGGAUACUACCGACCAGGAGGUGUCCAAUGCACUGGAUAGAGCACAAGAAUGCUUCACCGACGAUUGGCGACGGCGUACUAUCGCUGAAAGGUCGGAGGUUCUUCACCGUGUUGCGCGGCUCAUGAGUGACCGAUCAGAGCACAUGGCCACACUCAUCACCAAGGAGAUGGGUAAAUUAUACACCCAAGCCUUAGCCGAGGUCUCACUCUCGGUCGAUAUCUUGACAUAUUAUGCAACGAACGCCGAGGAGUUCUUGAAAGGUACCACGAUUCACGAGCACGGAGCUAGUUCUGAAGUCAUUUGCGAACCGUUCGGCAUCAUUCUCGCCAUCGAGCCAUGGAACUUCCCAUAUUAUCAAUUGGCACGUGUUGCGGGGCCCCAAUUGAUGGCUGGAAACGUGGUGUUGCUGAAACAUGCGGCACGCGUGCCGCAAUGCGCGCUCGCAUUUUCUCAGCUCUUCGAGGAUGCCGGUGCGCCUGAGGGCGCGUGGACGAAUCUCUUUUGCACCAGAUCACAGAUUGAAACGAUCAUCGACGACUUCCGCGUGCGUGGUGUAACACUUACCGGCAGCGAGCGCGCGGGUUCGAUCGUCGCCGAAUGUGCUGGACGAAACCUGAAAAAGGUCAUCCUUGAGUUAGGCGGGUCGGACCCGUUUAUCGUGCUCGAGGAUGCGGAUUUAGAUUUCGCAAUCGCGGAGGCCUGCGCUGGACGUAUCUGGUGUCUUGGCCAAGUCUGCUCCGCGCCCAAGCGCUUUAUCGUGGUUGGCAAGGAGCGUACAGAGCGCUUUAUCGAAGGCAUGAGACAUCGGUUCAGCUCUCGGGUGGCCGGUGACCCUAUGGAUCCUCACACUGCUGUCUCUCCGCUGUCCUCGGAAAGUGCUAUGAAGGUGCUUUUGGAUGAGAUAGAUAAAGCCAAAAGCCAUGGAGCCACGGUACUCUUUGGGGGUAAUCGUAUUGACCGGCCGGGCUUCUAUAUCGAGUCUACGAUGAUCACAGACGUCACUCCGGAGAACCCCAUUUUUUAUGAGGAAUUAUUCGGUCCAGUCUCCAUGGUGUUCUCGGUAGAUACAGAUGAUGCUGCCAUCGAACUGGCCAACGCAACUAAGUUCGGCCUUGGUUCGUCUGUUAUUAGCGAGAAUCACGAACAUGCUCGCGCCGUGGCAAAUAAGAUUGAGGCGGGCAUGGUUUUCAUCAAUUCAUUCUUUGUGACAGUUCCCGAGUUACCAUUUGGAGGUGUCAAGAACUCCGGCUUUGGCAGGGAGUUGUCUGAAUUGGGAAUUGGAGAAUUCAUCAACAAAAAGCUCAUUCGAGUGGCGCCUGAAUCCAAGAAACUUGUGAAAUAUGAUGACUAA